AUGUGUGUAACACCUGAUUAUGGGAACCAAGGUGCCCGUCUCGCUCAGGCGGCCAUGAGGCUGGUCAGGUCAGGUGUUCCUGGUAGUCGAACACGGGCUCCUGAUGAGGCAACAUUCCUUCCUCGUCCUCUCCCCCUUCGUAUAUGCCGGACGUUGAGAGUUACGCUGGGAAACGACUUCGUUGGCAGAGCACAAGUCAUGGGUCGUAACGCAGAUCCAACUGAUAAAGACGGGAGAGGAAAGGCGAAGAAGGGGGAGGAGGAGGAGAACUCCGCCAUCUUGGAAGUGGUCGAAAUCUGCAAGAACGGGACCCCUGAUCAAUUCAAAUUGGACGAAAACGGCUGCGUGGUAGGAAUCACGAGCUUCGAGGAUUUGCUGGAGAUGAUGAAUCCUUUCGGGCGAUGGAACAUCAUCACGUUAUUGGCGAGUUGCCUCGGAGUCAUCGUCCUUCCGUUCCAAGCGAUUACUUACCAGUUCCUGGGUGAUACUCCCGAGUAUUGGUGUCAGGUCGAUGCUCUGAACGAGGCGAACUGGACUCAGCAACAGAUCAUUGACCUCGCCAUCCCUUUCAAUAGCACAGACGCGGACGAGAAGGGUUGUAAGUUCUACAACUACGAUUACGCGAAAGCCGUGGAAAUGGGAUACGAGUCUGCGAUCGAAAAUCGAGACGCGAUCUCUGUCGGCGAUCAUUCGCCCAUCUACUGCUCGUCUCGCCAUUUCAAUGUCAGCCAUUAUAGUGCGACCCUAGUUGCUGAGUGGGAUUUGGUGUGCGACAGAAGAGCGAUCUACUCGACGACCCAGUCGGCUUCGCAGCUUGGCGUUCUGAUAGGUGUCUUAUCCUUCGGAUACUUCAUGGACCUGCAUGGCCGUAGGCCUAUAAUCCUUCUAAACGUAGGGCUUAGCCUAGUGGCCGGAAUGGCGGCUGCAGCCACUCCGAUACUUCCUCUGUACAUCAUCUUCAAAAUUCUCGUCUCCUGCUUCAAUUACGGUUAUUUCACCGGGUGCUUCAUUUUCAUGAUGGAGAUGUGUUCACCCAGCCAACGAUCCUCAAUAGGCAGCGUUGGAGGUAUUCCAUGGUCGGUGGGUUAUAUGAUAGUGCCAGGCAUAGCCUACCUGAUUAGACCAUGGAGAUGGCUGCAGGUCGCAUAUACAUUUCCUACCAUUUUCUUCUUCUCUUAUUACUGGCUGAUACCAGAGUCCCCUCGCUGGCUGAUAUCCCAAGGGCGUUGCGAAGAGGCAGCUGAAAUCCUUACCAAAGCUGCCCGAGUUAAUGGCCGCUGUUUUCCUCCAACAAAUGCACUCGUUCAGUCGAUGAAGAGGAUGAUUGGACAGAAAGAAGAAAAACCCAAGGAAAAUCUCUCUCAGCGCAUCGUCUCCAGUUUGAAGCAUUUCUUCAUCCUGGUACUUAAACCCGAGCUCAGGAAGAACAUCAUCAUCAGUUACUUCUGCUGGUUCGCCGUCUCCAUGGUGUACUAUGGCAUUUCCCUCAAUUCCGGGAACCUCAGCACUGAUCCCUACAUGUACGUGUUCCUGGGAGGCCUGGCCGAGAUCCCAUCUUACUUCGUCACCUGGGCGAUGAUUUCUCACCUGGGAAGGAGAUUGUCGCUGACUACGUACUACGUCGUCUGCGGAAUCACCAUCUGUAUCAUAGCCAUCCUCUUGGCAACGCAGGACGAAGUGUCCUUCGGUCUACUCAUCUUCCUCUCCCUGGUGGGGAAGAUCGCGAUCGUGUCGGCGUUCCAUGUCGUCUACAUCUACACCGCUGAGCUCUUCCCGACGAGGUAUCGAUCUCUGGCUGUCGGGGAAUCCAGCAUGAUGGCUCGAGUCGGGAGCAUCACUUCGCCUUACAUCAACGAUAUAUUGGGCGCCGGGAUUACCUGGGGUCCUUCGGCGCUCUUCGCCGUCAUGUCCGCCGCAGCGGCGUCCUUGUCCCUCCUCCUGCCGGAGACGAGGGACUGCAUCACGGAGAGCACGGGCGCGACGAAGGGGAACACAGAGGAAGGAGACGACGUCAAGAUCGAGAUGAAGAAUGCUGCCAAAGACAACCAGGCUUUCAGCGUCGACUGAUGAUAUUAAAGAGAUUUUAGUCGGUUUUGUAUUUAUUCGAAUAUAUAUAUGUAUUUUAUACAGGGUGUCCAUAAAGUCCCAGUACCAUUGCAAGUAUUUAGUGCUUGUAAUGGUACUGGGACUUUAUGGACACCCUGUAUAUUAUGUACGUGGUGAAAGUUUCAGAAAAAAAAAAAGAGACAUCAGAAAAAGAAAAGUCAUGUUCUCAUAAGAAUGCUAUAGUAAUAUAGCAUUCUUAUUCUGGGGAUUUGUAUCCCUGUAAAUAAAUAAAUAUUAGCCUUCUGAACAUAUCCCACGAAGGAAUUAUAAGUAACUGAAGUAGGCAGCUGGAUUCACUAAGUAAAAGAGGCCGUAUAGGCCUAUACUCGUACAUUUUUACGAAAUAUUAUUGUCUAAAAUGUUAUCUUUUUAGGAGCCAUAUUUUUAAAUGUUUAAUCUGUUAAUUUUUUUUAUAUAUUUUUAUAAACUACGGAAGAUGGAGGUUGUUGCUCAAUAAAAACGUUAUAUAACUAU
Molecule: messenger RNA, 2580 nt
Organism: Macrobrachium nipponense
Lineage: Eukaryota; Metazoa; Arthropoda; Malacostraca; Decapoda; Palaemonidae
Product: organic cation transporter protein-like
Exons: 12
Coding region: 1-2067 (688 amino acids)
Biological process (GO): transmembrane transport
Cellular component (GO): membrane
Molecular function (GO): transmembrane transporter activity
Source: RefSeq, a predicted model, not a curated record